AUGGCAGACCGGCGAGCUCAGAACAAGUACUAUCCGCCUGACUGGGAUCCUUCUAAAGGCUCAAUCAAUACAUUUGUUGGACAACAUCCUCUGCGAGAUCGAGCAAGAAAACUAGAUCAAGGCAUUCUGAUCAUACGAUUCGAAUUACCGUAUAAUAUCUGGUGUGAAGGAUGCAAGAACCAUAUUGGCAUGGGUGUGAGAUACAAUGCCGAAAAGAAAAAGGUUGGGAUGUAUUACACUACGCCGAUCUGGAGUUUCCGAAUGAAGUGUCACUUGUGUGAUAAUUGGAUGGAGAUACAUACUGAUCCAAAGAAUUCGGAAUAUGUCGUCAUUUCAGGUGCAAAGAAGAAGGUGGAAGAUUGGGAUCCCGAAGAGAAUGGAACGUUGAAUUUGAAGGAUGACGAGGAAGCAAAGCGACUAGCCACAAACCCAUUCUACAAACUCGAACACGACCUAAACGACGUAACCAAAGCCAAAGAAGCACUCCCCGCCAUAACAAAGCUUCAAAUGGUGAAUGACAAGGCAUGGAGUGAUCCUUACUCCAACUCUCAAAAGCUUCGUAAACGGUUUCGCGAAGAUAAAAAGGUACAAGAAGCUAUGCAAAAGGAAUCGGAUGCUAUAAGAGAUAAACGGAACUUGUCAAUCGCCAUCCUGCCUGCAUCCGCCGAUGAUGCGAAACGAGCUAGUGAGGUUAUCUUUGGUGAGGGGCUUUUGAGGACUGCUGAAGAGAGAAAGUAUGCUAUAACGACUGGAUCCAUAUUUGGUGGUGAUACCGGGAUGGUGAGGAAGAGGAUCAAGGUCGCGGCGAGAGCUGAUCCCUUUGCCAUUAAAAAGAAAGGUGGUAGUAGCAAUAGUGUCUCAACUCCCAAACCCCUUAUAAUGUAUGGAAGCGAUAAUGACGAAGAUUGA
Molecule: messenger RNA, 909 nt
Organism: Synchytrium microbalum
Lineage: Eukaryota; Fungi; Chytridiomycota; Chytridiomycetes; Synchytriales; Synchytriaceae
Exons: 7
Coding region: 1-909 (302 amino acids)
Biological process (GO): mRNA splicing, via spliceosome
Cellular component (GO): U2-type spliceosomal complex; post-mRNA release spliceosomal complex
Source: RefSeq, a predicted model, not a curated record